Molecule: messenger RNA, 1938 nt
Organism: Lynx canadensis (Canada lynx)
Lineage: Eukaryota; Metazoa; Chordata; Mammalia; Carnivora; Felidae
Gene: TMEM165
Product: transmembrane protein 165
Exons: 6
Coding region: 226-1203 (325 amino acids)
Biological process (GO): Golgi calcium ion transport; calcium ion transmembrane transport; Golgi calcium ion homeostasis
Cellular component (GO): Golgi apparatus
Molecular function (GO): manganese ion transmembrane transporter activity; calcium ion transmembrane transporter activity
Source: RefSeq, a predicted model, not a curated record
CUUGUGGCCGCUGCCGGAAAGGGGGAGGAUCGAGCCGGCGGCUGCGACGCCGGCCUGCGCUAAGCCUCUCGCCCGCCCUUGCCUCUUACCGCAUGGUGCCGGCUUCUCGCUAAGCUGGGGCGGCGAGGCGAGAGGGAGGCACUGCCGGGGCGGCUCGGAGUCGAGGCUUCCCGUCGCCCGCACUUCCUCCUGUGGCGCCCGUGCGUGGCCGCCUCGGCCAGCGGGAUGGCGGCGGCGGCGGCCCGGGGGAGUGGCCGCGCAUCGGCGCCCCGGCUGCUUCUGCUUCUGCUGCUAGCGCUGCUGUGGGCCCCGGCCGGCGUCCGCGCUGUCCCGGACGAAGACCUUAGCCUUCGGAACAAGGAACCGCCGGCGCCCGCCCAGCAGCUGCAGCCGCAGCCGGCGGCCGUGCAGGGCCCCGAGCCUGCCCGGGCCGAGAAAGGAUUUACACCAGCUGCCCCGGUUCAUUCCAAUAAAGAAGAUCCAGCUACCCAGACAAAUUUGGGAUUUAUCCAUGCAUUUGUCGCUGCCAUAUCAGUUAUCAUUGUAUCUGAGCUGGGUGAUAAGACAUUUUUCAUAGCCGCCAUCAUGGCCAUGCGCUAUAACCGUCUGACGGUGUUGGCUGGGGCCAUGCUUGCCCUGGGCCUGAUGACGUGCUUAUCAGUUUUGUUUGGCUAUGCCACCACAGUCAUCCCCAGGGUGUAUACGUACUAUGUUUCCACUGCAUUAUUUGCCAUUUUUGGCAUUAGAAUGCUUCGAGAAGGCUUAAAGAUGAGUCCAGAUGAGGGUCAAGAGGAACUGGAAGAAGUUCAAGCAGAAUUAAAGAAAAAGGAUGAAGAAUUUCAACGAACUAAACUCUUAAAUGGACCAGGAGAUGUCGAAACGGGUGCAAGCACGACAAUACCCCAGAAGAGAUGGCUGCAUUUUAUCUCCCCCAUCUUCGUUCAGGCUCUCACACUGACAUUCUUAGCCGAAUGGGGUGAUCGCUCCCAACUAACUACGAUUGUUCUGGCAGCUAGAGAGGACCCGUACGGCGUAGCAGUGGGUGGGACAGUGGGCCACUGCUUAUGCACCGGACUAGCAGUCAUCGGAGGAAGAAUGAUAGCCCAAAAAAUCUCUGUCAGAACUGUGACGAUCAUAGGAGGCAUCGUAUUUCUGGCGUUUGCAUUUUCUGCACUGUUUAUAAGUCCCGAUUCUGGUUUUUAACAAGCCGUUUUUUAAUUUGUAUUUAGUUUAAGAUAGGUAACUCUUGUCUUUAUGUACAUAGUGUGCAUUAUAACUAAAAGUGACGGAGAAGACAUAUUUUGUAGCGUUGAUUUGCCAGUUUGACCCAUUUAAAGAAAGUAUAAUGUCCAAAAGAAAUAAUCAUUGCUUCUGUUUGCAACAUGGAUUUUUAAAAGAAACCAGGUAUCUAAGUGUGGAUUUUUCUUUUCUCCAGCACAAUUAUGUUGAUAUGGUCACCUUUCUUUUAGUUAUUUGUGGGAGAGGGCAUACAUAGAACCAUUGUGCGAUGGGGUCUAUCCUUGAUUUUCUUUUCGUACUGACCCCUUUAUGAGGAAUAUACAUUUUAUCCUGGAUCACUGAGCUGUUUUUAAGAUAACUGCCUUAACAUUUUUCUUGAGGGAGGAAUGAAUUGAUUUUUAUCUUUUAAAAUAUUUCCUUAAGCCAGUAAGCAGUUUAAUCACAAGUCUUUUAAAAAUCAGUUUUCUUUUAAAGAGGAACAUAUUACUGUUAUAACAUGGCAAGAAUUGUUUGCCAGGUUCAUUUCCCCCCCCCCCACCCUUUUUUUUAAUUGGGUAGGAAACCCAAUAUAAAAACAGUCAAUAUUUGACAACGUGGAGUUACUAAAUUAAAAGAGAAUACUGAGUGUAUUCGUAUUUUUUCUAUAUUGAAUAAACAAUGUAACAUAGAUACGAUGUAAAUAAAAGUGGUAUGACCAGA